Brassica rapa (field mustard) is the source of this 2588-nucleotide messenger RNA. RefSeq names its product cellulose synthase-like protein B3. The record is from RefSeq and is a predicted model, not a curated record. Gene Ontology annotation, cellular component: membrane. Gene Ontology annotation, biological process: cellulose biosynthetic process. NCBI's taxonomy places the organism in Eukaryota, Viridiplantae, Streptophyta, Magnoliopsida, Brassicales, Brassicaceae. Gene Ontology annotation, molecular function: cellulose synthase (UDP-forming) activity.
CGAUGAUAGUAACGACUAGUUUUUGCUUUGUCCAUUUUCUGUUAAUAGUUUUAACAAAAAAAUCCACUCAAGUUAACCUGAUCUUCUCAUGCACAACUCUUUUUUUUUUCUGUUGUAUGUACAUAGUUAAGCUAGUAUAUAUAACGCACUACUUUACUCUAAUCCUUUAGAAACAUAUCCAAAAAAACGCAAGAAGUUAAAGCUCAUAAGAAGGCUCCUCCCAUGGCGGAUAAAAGUUCUUCACUUCCUCCUCUUUGCGAAAGGAUCUCAUACAAAAGCCGUUCUCUAAGAGCUGUGGAUCUCACGAUUCUCGGGCUUCUCUUUUCUCUUCUAUUGUAUCGAAUUCGACAUAUGAGCCAAAACGACACCGUUUGGGUCGUGGCUUUCCUAUGUGAAUGUUGUUUCACUUUCAUAUGGCUGCUUAUUACUUGCACAAAAUGGAGUCCUGCUGAACAUAAACCAUAUCUAGAUAGACUUGAUGAAAGGGUUCAUGAGCUUCCAUCGGUAGAUAUGUUCGUAACCACGGCGGAUCCGGUUCGCGAGCCACCGAUUCUUGUCGUGAACACCGUGCUUUCGCUGUUAGCUGUGAAUUAUCCGGCGAAUAAACUAGCAUGUUAUGUUUCAGACGAUGGAUGCUCAGCUCUCACUUACUUCUCUCUCAAGGAAGCUUCUAAGUUCGCCAAGAUUUGGGUUCCUUUCUGCAAGAAAUACAACGUUAGAGUUAGAGCUCCUUUUAGAUAUUUUUUGAACCCUGUAGACGCAAAAGAGGAUUCAGAAUUCAGUAGGGAUUGGGAAAUGACAAAGAGGGAGUACGAGAAGUUAGUGCAGAAAGUGGAAGACGCCACCGGAAAUUCUUAUUGGUUGGAUGCUGGCGAUGAUUUUGAAGCUUUGUCAAACAAAAAACCAAGUGACCAUUCAACUAUAGUGAAGGUGAUAUGGGAGAACGAGGAAGGUGUGGGAGACGAGAAAGAGGUCCCUCAUUUUGUUUACAUUUCAAGAGAGAAAAAACCGAAUUACCUUCAUCAUUACAAAGCUGGAGCCAUGAACUUUUUGGUAAGAGUGUCAGGGUUGAUGACAAAUGCACCGUACAUGCUGAACGUAGACUGCGACAUGUACGCGAAUGAAGCAGACGUAGUGCGGCAAGCAAUGUGUAUAUUUAUGGAAGGAUCUAUGAAUCCAAACCAUUGUGCUUUUGUUCAGUUCCCUCAAAAAUUCUAUGAUUCUAACAGCGAUGAAAUCGUCGUCUUACAAUCAUAUGUGGGACGAGGUUUUGCGGGAAUCCAAGGACCAGUUUAUGCAGGGUCUGGAUGUUUCCACACUAGAAGGGUCAUGUACGGUCUUUCUGUAGACGAUUUAGAAGAAGAUAGAAAUCUUUCUUCAGUUGCUACAAGGAAGCUUUUGGCUGCGGAGAGAUUAGAAAGAGAUUUUGGGAAGUCUAAAGAGAUGGUGAAAUCGGUGGUCGAUGCAUUACAAAGAAAAUCAAAUCCCCAAGACACCCUUAUAAACUCUUCAGAACCGGCUCAAGCUGUGGGGCAUUGUCAUUACGAAUACCAAACUAGCUGGGGCAAAACCGUCGGUUGGUUAUACGAUUCAACGACGGAAGAUGCACACACGAGUAUUGGGAUUCAUUCAAGAGGGUGGACUAGUUCAUAUAUAUCUCCGGAACCACCGGCGUUUCUUGGAUGCAUGCCCCCGGGAGGACCCGAGGCAAUGCUUCAACAGCGGCGAUGGGCGACGGGUUUGCUUGAAAUCCUUUUUACCAAACAAAAUCCAUUGAACGGAAGUUCUUGCAAGAAAAUCAGAUUCCGACAAAGCUUGGCUUAUCUUUAUAUUUUCACGUGGGGUCUGAGGUCAAUUCCUGAGCUCUUUUAUUGUCUCUUGCCUGCUUAUUGUGUACUCCACGGUUCUGCCUUAUUUCCCAAGGGAGUUUGUUUAGGUAUAGUCUUCACACUUGUGGGAAUGCACUGCCUCUACACUUUAUGGGAAUUUAUGAGCCUUGGGUUUUCCGUACAUUCAUGGUAUGCCUCCCAAUCGUUUUGGAGAAUUAAAACCACUGGUAGUUGGUUAUUUAGCAUCCCUGAUAUCAUACUUAAGCUUCUUGGAGUUUCCAAUACCAUCUUCAUAGUCACUAAAAAGACCAUUUCUAAGACAAGGUUAGAGUCCGGGGAUAGACCAUCUCAAAAAGAAGAUGAUGGUUCAAACCCAGAUUCCAAUAAAUUUGAAUUCGAUGGUUCACUUUACUUUUUGCCGGGCACAUUCAUUCUGUUGGUGAAUUUAACCGCUAUAGCCGGUUUUUCAAUGGGUCUACAACGGUCGAGUCGUAGCUAUGGAGGAAAUGGUUCGAGCAUGAUAGAUGCUUGUGGAUGUAUUUUGGUGGUUAUAUUGUUCCUUCCAUUUCUAAUUGGUUUGUUUGAGAAGGGAAAAUAUGGCAUCCCACUGUCUACUCUUUCUAAAGCUGCCUUUUUAGCAGUUUUAUUUGUUGUUUUUUCUGUAAGAAACUAAUAUAUAUAUUUGGGGUUGCUAGGAAAAGUGUGCUAAGUUUAUCAUGACAAUAAAUCCUAUUUAUGCAAUUAAUCGUUAGUUUCUUA